Messenger RNA from Saimiri boliviensis boliviensis (Bolivian squirrel monkey), 1778 nucleotides. It is a transcript of the gene ANGPT4, whose product is annotated as angiopoietin 4. The record is from RefSeq and is a predicted model, not a curated record. Gene Ontology annotation, biological process: blood coagulation. Lineage: Eukaryota; Metazoa; Chordata; Mammalia; Primates; Cebidae.
AUGCUCUUCCAGCUCAACAUGCUGUGGGGUGGUCUCCUCCUCAUGGUUGCCACCAUGUCCGUGACUCAACAGACAAGGCAGGAAGCGAAUAGCGACCACGAGACACUUGUAGUCCAGCACGGCCACUGUCGCUACACCUUCUUGCUACCCAAGUCCGAGCCCUGCCCUCCAGGGCCUGAGCCCUCUGGGGACUCCAGCAGUUUCCAAAGGGACCCCCUGGCCACCCCACUGCACCCAGGGAAGUUACCCACCCAACGGGUGAAACGGCUGGAGCAGGCGCUGCAGAACAACACGCAGUGGCUGGAGAAGCUAGAGAGGACCAUCAAGACGCGCUUGAGGUUGGAGCUGGUGGAGGCCCAGCAGCAAAUGGUCCAGAAUCAGACAGCUCCCCUGCUGAAGCUGGACACCAGCUUCCUGAACCAGACCGCUAUCCAGACCCGCAAGCUGACGGACAUGGAGGCUCAGUUCCUGAGCCAGACAUCAAGAAUGGACGCCCAGAUGCUGGAGACCUUCCUGUCCACCACCAAGCUGGAGGACCAGCUGCUGUUGCAGAGGCAGAAGCUCCAGCAGCUUCAGGCCCAAAACAGCACGCUAGAAGCGCGGUUGCAGGCCCUGGAAAUGAAGCAGCAGGAGGAGCUGGCCAGCCUCCUCAGCAAGAAGGAGCAGCUGCUGGAUGCGCUGAGCCGCCAGAGCACCGCCCUCACCAACAUCGAGCGCGGCCUGCAAGGUCUCAGGCACAACUCCAGCCUCCUGCAGGAACAACAGCACCAACUGCGCCAGCAGCUGGCAGUGUGGCGGGACCGGAUGCAAGAAAGGGCUAAGGCCUUGGCCCCGGGUGAGCAGGUGUUCCAGGACUGUGCAGAGAUCCAGCGCUCUGGGGCCAAUGCCAGUGAUGUCUACACCAUCCAGGUGUCCAAUGCAGCAAAGCCCAGGAAGGUGUUCUGUGACCUGCAGAGCAGUGGAGGCAGGUGGACCAUCAUCCAGCGCCGUGAGAAUGGCACCGUGAAUUUCCAGCGGAACUGGAAGGAUUACAAACAGGGCUUCGGAGAUCCAGCUGGGGAGCACUGGCUUGGCAAUGAGGUGGUGUACCAGCUCACCAGCAGGGCACCCUACUCUCUGCGUGUGGAGCUGCAAGACUGGGAAGGCCACAAGACCUAUGCCCAGUAUGAGCAUUUCCAGCUGGGCAGUGAGGGCCAGCUGUACAGGCUUUCUCUGGGCGGGUACCACGGCUCAGCAGGGCGCCAGAGCAGCAUGGUUCUGCAAAACACCAGCUUUAGCACCUUUGACUCAGACAACGAUAACUGCCUCUGCAAGUGUGCCCAGGUGAUGUCUGGAGGGUGGUGGUUUGAUGCCUGUGGCCUGUCGAACCUCAAUGGCAUCUACUACCGCGCUCCCAAUAACAAGCACAAGAUGGACGGCAUCCGCUGGCACUACUUCAAGGGCCCCAGCUACUCACUGCGUGCCUCCCGCCUGAUGAUACGGCCCUCGGGCAUCUAAUGAGCAGCCAUGCCAGAGGCUGGACCACGCAUGAGGAGCUCGGACUUGGCACUCCCGGACAACCUGGACCCAGAUGCAGGACCCUGUGCCACCAUCUUCCUUGACCUCUGGGGUCUCCUGAGCCAGCCCUCCUUCCCCCAGAAGUCCAGAAGGGUCAUCUGCCUCCCUACUCCCCUCCGUGUGUGACAUGGAGGGUGUUCCGGGGCCCAUCCCUCUGGUUAGGUCUCGCUCCUCUUCUCUCCUGCCUCCUGCAGGGGCUCCCUGCCACCUAGAGGGUCACA